This is a messenger RNA of Laccaria bicolor S238N-H82, 916 nucleotides long. Its product is annotated as cholinephosphate cytidylyltransferase. Gene Ontology annotation, molecular function: phosphatidylcholine binding; choline-phosphate cytidylyltransferase activity. Gene Ontology annotation, biological process: CDP-choline pathway. The transcript is spliced from 3 exons. Bases 20 to 766 code for a protein of 248 amino acids. Lineage: Eukaryota; Fungi; Basidiomycota; Agaricomycetes; Agaricales; Hydnangiaceae. The record is from RefSeq and is a predicted model, not a curated record. Gene Ontology annotation, cellular component: nuclear envelope.
ACCAUAUCCAGCAGUUAAUAUGGAUUCCACUUCAGUGCUGAGCGACGACGACUAUGAUCUUAUCUCCAAUCCAAGCCAAAGGUCGCUGGAAUCGAGUCUAGCAGAUCUGGCGCAACGGCCUGCACCGAUAGCUGAGCUGCCACCUUCGGAAGCGGCACGAUGUAAAUUUGAAACUACUCGAUGGUCUGCCAGCGAGGUGCAAGCGUAUUUUCGCAAAACUCUCGAUCUGGGAAGCACUGUCAAGAGAGACGACCUUGAGAACAAGACUGUACGUGUCUAUGUCGACGGGGCAUUCGACACCUUCAAUGUAGGUCACGUCCUUCAACUCCGUCAAGCCAAACUUGCAUUCCCCUACGUCCAUCUCAUUGUGGGGGUCUUUUCAGACGAACUUCUGAACCAGCACGGAUAUCCUUCCUUGUGGCCUGAGGUAGAAAGGUCAGAAAUGAUCCGGCACUGUCGUUGGGUCGACGAGGUCACCACAGACGCACCUUGGGAAUUGAAGGAAGAGUUUAUUCACCAAAGACGCAUUGACUACGUCGCGAUUGAUGAAGGCACAUCCAUUGACCCAGGCUGUGAUAAAGCAAGGGUAAAAGGCUAUGACGAAAUGAAGAAAAUCAACAAAGUUAUCUCUACAAGAAGGACUAGAGGACUAGUUAUACCUCCAAGAUUCUCCCUCACAGGUCCCUCGACUCCAGUAGCUACAACAAUCCCAACACCCGCUCCGGACUUUACAGCUCACGUAGACCAGUAUGGAAUAGGAUAUUAAAUAAUUCGGAAGCGGGUAGAACCAGCGGGCUGACUUUCUCGUCGGUCUAGUUUUUUUCCUUCUCAUACCCGUAUCUUUAGUGCUGAAUUUAUCUCCCUGUCUAAGAUUUGCGAUCAUUUGAUCGGUAUAAAAUCCCUGAACCGAUGACUC